Molecule: messenger RNA, 2459 nt
Organism: Zootermopsis nevadensis
Lineage: Eukaryota; Metazoa; Arthropoda; Insecta; Blattodea; Termopsidae
Gene: Rox8
Product: TIA1 cytotoxic granule associated RNA binding protein Rox8
Molecular function (GO): RNA binding
Source: RefSeq, a predicted model, not a curated record
UCAAUUGGAUAUAAAAAGUAAUAGUUUGUAUACUACUAGUUGUUGAACGACCAAGUAAAUUGCAUUGUAUCGAUUGUCAGUGAUAGGCAGGACAUGAAAGCUCUCUGUACUCUCUGCUCUAUGAUUGUUUGUGAUCUGGAUUUCUGAAUGGCGUCCUUGUUUUGACAAAAGAACAGCGGAAUGCGUCAAGCAUUUCUAGAAGCAUAUGUGGAUACAGCGGGCUACUAAUCAACGAAGUACUUAUAAGAAAAUACUUACAAAGUGGAAGAAAAUAUUAUGUCAAGACAGAUGAUGAGCGAAGAAAGCCAUCCGAGAACCUUGUAUGUAGGGAAUUUGGAUGCUUCGGUAUCUGAAGAUCUUCUGUGUGCCUUGUUCUCGCAGAUUGGACCCGUCAAAGGCUGCAAAAUCAUCCGUGAGCCCGGAAACGAUCCGUACGCCUUCUUGGAGUUCACGAAUCAUCAAGGAGCCGCUACUGCCUUGGCUGCGAUGAACAAGAGGUUAUUUCUUGACAAAGAAAUGAAGGUAAAUUGGGCCACUUCACCAGGUAACCAACCAAAACAAGACACAAGUAACCACUAUCACAUAUUCGUAGGCGAUCUAAGUCCAGAAAUUGAGACACAGACGCUUAGAGAAGCUUUUGCUCCUUUUGGGGAAAUUUCCAACUGCAGAAUAGUCAGAGAUCCACAAACAUUAAAAUCAAAAGGUUAUGCCUUUGUAUCCUUUGUCAAAAAGGCAGAGGCGGAGAGUGCCAUAUCUGCAAUGAAUGGUCAGUGGCUAGGUAGUCGAAGCAUUCGAACAAACUGGUCUACAAGGAAACCACCACCGCCAAGAAGUGAACGACCUCGCCAUGGAAAUACAAAAGCUCCAACAUUUGAUGAAGUAUAUAAUCAGUCCAGUCCUACAAAUUGUACUGUUUAUUGUGGUGGAUUUAUAAACGGAAUAACUGAAGAGUUGAUGCAGAAAACAUUUUCUCCAUUUGGUACUAUCCAAGAUAUCCGUGUCUUCAAAGACAAGGGCUAUGCAUUCAUCAGAUUCUCGACAAAGGAAGCAGCCACCCAUGCUAUUGAGGCAGUUCAUAACACGGAGAUCAAUGGACAGCCAGUGAAGUGCUUUUGGGGAAAGGAGACUGGUGAUCCUAACCAUGCUCAGAGUACAGGGCAAGCUCCAGCUGGAACUCAGUACCCAUACGCUUAUGGCCAGCAGAUGGGAUACUGGUAUCCACAGAGUUACCAAGCAACUGCAGCAACAGCAGCAGCUGCACAGAUGCAGGGUCAGUACCUGCAAGGCAUGCAAGGCUACCCAUAUGGACAGUUUGGCUACCAGCAGGGAUACAUGAGCAGGAUGGGGAUGCAGGUGCCAACUUGGCAAGGUAUGCCAGCACAAGCACAAGUUCCAGGCACAGCACAGCAGAUGGCUGCAGCAGCACAGGGUGCCGCAAUGCAGCAACAGGGUGCUGGCAUGAUGGCUUAUACAAUGCAACAGUUUCAGACACAGUGAUGAGCAUAGACCAUCUAGACUAUGCACACAGUGAGAGAGAUGGAGAGAAGUCGGUUAAAUUAUAUGCGAUGCAGAAAUUCACUAAGGACAAUUGGUAAGCCGUUAAGCACAGAAAAAUUUCAACUCAAGGCAAAGACUUUUCAUUGCAUCAAUCUUGACCAGUCUUGCCCAAGAAAAUGGGAAUGGAAGAAAGAUGGUUUUGGCUUUAUAAAUAUAAGGGAAACCUUCCUGUAACAUGACAAAACCAUUUUUUUACUCCACCAUUUUAUCGGACACUUGUGUCAUCAUGAUUUGUGUAACAUAUAAACACUGAUAUGGAAACCUGUCGUGUAUUAUUUUAUCAUUACAUCAGUAUCUGUACUCCGAUGCAUAUAAAACACCACUCAGUUUUGUUAUAAGUCUAGCAAGGCAGGUAGUGUUCAGUUUGAAUUUAAAGUACAGAAGUAUAUUUGAAAUGUAAUCAGUGAUACGAUUGUGUAGAUUUGCUAGCAUGUCUGAUCUUUAGCCAUGGUCCUGCAUUCUCUUUCUUAUGAAAAAUAAAGUGAAAUGGGAGAGCCAGUUUAUAUAACCAGCAGGACAUAUCUCUCAUAUUGUGGCAAAACACAGAAAUUAAGUUUUUCCAGUUGUGUGGAGAAAUGUGCUGUCUGAAUCCAGUGAUGAAGUGAUGAUUAUUUGAUUGCGCUUACCUCUUUAAUACAGGCAUUGUGGAUAUUUUUUCCAUUUUUGUCAGAUGGUUUGAUGCUCACAAAAGAAAUUUGACCCAUAUUGCUAAGCCUUAGGCUUUGAAACAGAGACUGUUCCUGCUGGUGAUCUCUGUUUUGAGAUGAGUAAGGCAUUCACUAACAAAGUAAAAAUUAGAUUUAAGUUUCAAUCAGUAAUUGUCACAAAGCAUGUAUCUCUGAAGGUAACUGUGCUGAAUUUGAUUCUUCUUGAUUGUUAUAAUAAAAUAUUUGGGUCUGGGA